AAAGGAUUGGGUAAGUAAGGCUGGGGUCCAGAAUUGCGCAGAUUCGGAACAAACCAUGAAGGGACUUCUACGUCUUGCUGUGCUCCUAGCCGUGGGGGUUUUCUUCGCAAUGGCCAAACCUAGUCCACCGCCGCCGCCGCCUCAGACAGAAGAUUUACAAUUGCGCAGCUUUUUACGCGCACUUGAAAAUUACAUCAGCAAAAAGAGCGUUAAUACAGAUGGUCGAUUGAGGUCAAACGGAGGACAAGAUAACUCCUUAGAACGGGAUGAAUUGAGCCCGAGCGACGAAGAAGAAGCCGAGAGCCAGAGCGUGCUUAUCGGGAACAAAGAGGUCAAGCCGAAAAACCUCCACCCGAACAAAGAACAAGAGAAGGAUGACAGCAAGGACAAACACCCCCUACCCCCAGUCGUCGGGAUCAAAAAGGCUAUAGAAACUCGUAAUUUUGGUAUAUCCAAAAGCGUCCUGUGGCCAGGUGGCGUCAUACCGUAUGAGUUAUCUGCGGAUACUUUUGGUUCCAGAUAUAGCAAAGCUCUCGCCCUCGUGGAGAACACAGCAGCAAACAUUUCCAGGACAACAUGCGUAAAAUGGCGACCCAAAACUAGUGCAGACCAGUAUUUCGUCAAAAUCACGGGGGACCAGAAUGGGUGUUAUUCAUAUGUUGGCAACAUUAAACGGGAUAACGGACAGGAUCUUAACUUGGGGGACGGCUGCUUGGAUGAAUAUGUAGUACUUCAUGAAAUGCACCAUGCGAUGGGAGGUCUCCACGAGCAGCAGAGAAACAGGAGGAAAUACUUCGUGAAGAUCACUUGGGAGAAUAUCGUCAGUAAUUACAACGACCAGUACGCCCUCAAUAUGCAUACAAAGAACAACGAGGUGUACGACUACGCCUCCAUUCUACAGUACCACUUGACGGCAUUUACUUCAAACGGAAAAGCCACAAUGACCAUACCCGAUCAAAACCUCGAGUUUCUGAUAUCGGAGAGCAAAUACGACCUGUCUUUCUAUGACAUGGCGGAAGUGAACAAGGAGUAUGGUUGCCCUUCCGCAUCUUGCACGGUUUCCUGUCAGAACGAGGGUUUCCGGAUGCAGGCAUUGGACCAAUCCACGUGCCACUGCCAUUGUCCUUCCGGGCUCAAGGGCGCAACCUGUGAUGAACUCGAUACAGAUGCAGGGUGUGGUAAGACCAUAGUUCUUUCAAAUGGAGGUUCUGAGGAAAUAAGUAUGACGUCAUACUCUUCAGGCAAAUCAUGUACUUGGCUUGUCAAGGCAGAGUCCGACUCCCUGAUAAAGGCCACAGUGACCUCUGUUGACCUUCCCUUCAGUAGCCAAGACGACUGCUACCAUUGGAUAGAACUACGAUACUAUCUGAUAGGGGACAAAGGGAAAGAAAUAUGCGGUAAAUCUACGACACCGAGAACCUACAGUCAGACAAACACAGGAGAGGCGUCCCCAUUCCUGAUCCGAUUCAACAGCCAAAAGACUCACACACCCGGGGCAGGCUUCACCGUCAAAGUGGAAGCCGUGAAAUCAGGGUGUAUCAGUUCUCCCUGUAAAACAGGAUCUCUCUGUACCGAGGGAAGUGGUGACGGAUCGUACACCUGCUCCUGUCAAAAUGGCCUCUCAGGCAAAAACUGCGACGAGUUCAGAGCGCCAUCUUAUAACCUUUGUAACCUUGAAGAGGACUUUGGGACAUGUUUAUUUGACCAGGACCCAUCCUCAGACAUUCUGUGGAGUUUUAACACGAGGCUAUGUAGCUGGAAUGGCUGUUCGGCAGGAACGAUAACUCGUGGCAGUGGGUAUCAGUUCCUUACGAUGACUCCAUACUAUGAUAGCGUCCAAUGGGAUUACGGGUCUAAGGCUGUUCUCAAAACCACCGCUAGAUUUACAGCUGUUGACCGCUGCUUGUCGUUCGUUUACUCUCUCGGGAGUUUCGAAGAUAGAGGCGUUCAAACCGAACUCAACGUGUACGUGGAAGGAACCGGAAAGACAAAAACUAAAGUCAAGAACCUGAAAACGACCACCAAUUAUUCCUGGAAGACGGAGACGGUGUCCAUAGAAGCUGUUGAGAACUUAGUGAUCAGCAUAGAAGGUGUCAUGGGACCUCAGCUGUUAGGAGUGGACAACAUCUCUCUCCGUCCAGGCCUCUGCACUAACACCCCCUGCAGUCCAAAUCCGUGUAUAAAUGGCGGAACCUGUGACGAAUCAAACCCGCCGACCGGAUCUAAGUACGUCUGUACUUGUCCUACAGGAUUCUCUGGAGAUCGCUGCGAAAACUCCCAAACUAGCAACCCCUGUGACAGCAACACGUGUCAGAACGGCGCAACCUGUGUUGCGGACGCAACCAAAACAGACGGAUACAGGUGUGAUUGUGCAACAGGAUUCACGGGAGAUAAAUGUGAAAUGACUACUAACCCUUGUAGCGGCAACACUUGUCGAAACGGUGCAACCUGUGUUGCGGACGCAACUAAAACUGAAGGGUACAGGUGUGACUGUGCAACAGGAUUCACGGGAGAUAAAUGUGAAAACAUAGUGACUACCAGCCCCUGUGAAGGCAACACGUGUCAGAACAGUGCAACGUGUGUUGCGGAUGCAACCAAGACUGUCGGCUAUAAAUGUAACUGUGCUGCAGGAUUUACAGGAGAUAAAUGUGAAAUCCCAGUGACUAGCAACCCCUGUGAGGGCAACAAUUGUCAAAACAGUGCAACCUGUAUUGCAGACGCAACCAAAACUGUUGGCUACAGAUGUGAUUGUGCAACAGGAUUCACAGGAGAUGAAUGUGAAAUUCAAAAUUACUGUGUAGAUUUCCCGUGCAAGAAUGGUGGAACAUGUACAUCCGGAAAAGUUACCUUUUCCUGUCAAUGCCCGAGCGACUACACGGGACCGACAUGUAACACGUCACUGACAACUGACCAUUGCGAUCCGCAUCCAUGUCAAAAUGGCGGGUCUUGUUUCUCAUAUUCUUUUGGCUAUUACUGCUCUUGUCCACCAGGCUUUUCAGGAGAUGAAUGUGAGAUCACCAUUCCAUCUGAUCACUGUUCGUCUUCUCCGUGUCAAAACGGCGGAAGUUGCGUCGAAACACCUGACGAACAAAACCCUUACAGAUGUGACUGUGAACAAGGUUUUCCCGGCCGGAAUUGUGAAGGUCGUGUCUGCGUGUUUGAAGAGGAUUACGACUCUGCAUGUUUCCUUGAUACUGACCCUUCAGCCUGGCAUAGAAGUUCGGCAGGAAGCUCAGUCACAGCAUUCGAAGGACAUCACUACCUGUACCUUGAUACAUCUUGGCUAUCCUCUUGGGAUAACAACUAUUUCUAUGACAAAAACAUUGCCUUUGAAGAUAAAGACUAUUGCUUGACCUUCGCCUACUACAUGAGUGGAGAGGACGUGGGGGAUCUGAUGGUGUUUACCUACAAGGAUGACUACCAAGUGCAUUUCAAGAAACAAGGAACGCAGGGAAACCAAUGGCACAGGGCUCAUCUGGACAUCCAUCUGGACCAGGAAACCUUUAUUGGGUUUCAAGGCACCGAGGGAAGCUCAGGCCAUUAUUUCAUAUGGAGUAACAGUUUAAUAGCGAUGGAUGACAUUAAACUGAUGCCAAAUCGAUGUCCUUGAACUUCGUAAAGAGGUCAGAGGUCAAACAAAGCCGUCAAGACGACCAUGAAUAUUAUAAUAUACAUAUGAACAUUUCCUCUGUCAUUUGCUUUCAUAUUAUAUUAAUGGAUACAUGUACAUUGCAUAAUUAUCUUCGAUUACAUAAAUUGAGUGAGCAUUU
Molecule: messenger RNA, 3770 nt
Organism: Magallana angulata
Lineage: Eukaryota; Metazoa; Mollusca; Bivalvia; Ostreida; Ostreidae
Product: neurogenic locus notch homolog protein 1-like
Exons: 28
Coding region: 56-3610 (1184 amino acids)
Biological process (GO): heterophilic cell-cell adhesion; proteolysis; establishment or maintenance of epithelial cell apical/basal polarity
Cellular component (GO): plasma membrane; protein-containing complex
Molecular function (GO): metalloendopeptidase activity; calcium ion binding; zinc ion binding
Source: RefSeq, a predicted model, not a curated record